AUGACUCUAUCCGUUCCAUCGGAGCUUUACAACUCCCUCCUCCAGUCAAUUGCUACCGAACUGCUCACCGAAGCAGGCCAUUCGACCCACCACCUCCACGACGCCUCGGUCUCCGAUAUCCGAGCGAUUGUGCACCAUUUGCUGGUCGUCCGUGCGCCCUCGAAAUGCAGCAGCGGUCUUGAUGAACGCGACCAGAAGCUCUUCAGUCUCAUAGACACUUUGCUCGACCUUGAGCUCAAGAGCCGCAAGAGCAUCGUGCGUGCACAGGAGCUGCCGUCCGUGCUCCUUCCGUCGUCAGUAGGAGACGCACGCGGCUUUGAGCAGAUCGCGUUGUGGAAAGGAGACAUCACGACACUCGAGGCAACCGCAAUUGUCAAUGCUGCCAAUUCGGCACUGCUCGGCUGCUUCCAGCCGUCGCACAAGUGCAUCGACAAUGUGAUCCACAGCAUGGCUGGUCCACGCCUGCGUGCAGCAUGUCACGCGAUCGUGUCCAGCCAGGCUCACGAAGAACUGGUCGGACACGCACAGAUCACGUCAGGCUUUGCGCUGCCGGCUUCGUACGUACUGCACACUGUGGGCCCGCAGUUGCGUCGAGGCUCGAAGCCGACGGCUGCAGAGCGCGACCAGUUGCAGUCGUGCUACACGUCGUCACUGGACUUGUUACUGAAGACAGUAGGAGAUGGACAAACCGACGAGCCUGUGACUGUGGCGUUCCCGUGCAUUUCGACGGGUUUGUUCGCCUUCCCGGGCGACAUUGCAGUGCAGCUGGCGGUGGACAGUGUGCUGGAGUGGCUGGCAACGCACCAAGACGAGACCCGUGGGUGGAAGGUGAUCUUUAACACGUUCUUGAAAAGCGACUACGAUCUGUACAAGAACUACAUCGAGCACAAGUGCUCGGGCAGUGUGUCGUUGCCACUGGUACCGGAUUCUCCAGUCUUGCACCGUGCUCUUGAAGCUAUUCGAGAUGCCGACUACUUGUUGGUAUCUGCUGGUGCUGGCCUGUCGGCUGCUGCUGGUCUUGAUUUUGGGUCCGAAGACGUCAUGAAGAUGCUGCAUCCCAACGUGCACCAAGCCAUCCCCAGUUUCCGGACAUUGGCCAACAUGAUCUGCUUUCGCCGUUGGGACGACGCGCUCAAGUGGGGCUUUUUCUUCAAGAACGCAAGUGUCAUUCGAUACGACUGGGUGCGCUACCGCUCAGCACCCACGUACGCGUACCUGAAGAGUAUCGCAGACAGGUUCGAGUGUCGGGAGAAAGGAUCGGUUUUCAUCAAGACCAGCAAUGGAGACGGCAUUUUCGAGCAAGAAGGGUUUGAUCCGUCUGCCUUGUUUGUCAUGCAAGGCGACUUUGGCCUCAUUCAGUGUGCUCAGCCGUGUACACACGAGAGUGUAUGGGAUAUCAAGCCCUUUAUGGAGAAAGGAAUGCAGAGCUUCAAUAGGGAGACGUACCGAAUCGAUGAUCCGGCAGGUAUUCCAAAGUGUCCCAAGUGCGGUGGCCGCAUGUCGACUUUCUUGCGAGAAGACAACACUUUCCUGGAAAGCGGCAUCAAAGAUGGUCGCGAUCGAUACGAGAAAUGGCUGACUCGGGUGAUGGAUCAAGUGCAGAACAAGAGCAGGAAGAUGGUUAUUCUGGAGGUUGGGGCGGGGUUCAACACUCCAACUGUGCUUCGCCUUCCUGAUGAACGGCUUGCAUUCCACGAUGGAGUCCAGCUCGUGCGUGUGAACCCCGAGUAUCCAGAAAUGCCUUUUCGGUGCCAUGGUGUCGGGGUCACGGACGACGCGACGAGCGCGCUGGACUAUAUCUCACAUCACUUACAAUUCGAGUAG
Molecule: messenger RNA, 1824 nt
Organism: Peronospora matthiolae
Lineage: Eukaryota; Oomycota; Peronosporomycetes; Peronosporales; Peronosporaceae
Source: the annotation of a GenBank genome assembly